CAUCUACGUAGUUGGUAAAUGUUGUUAGUGUCAGCAAAGGACAAUGGGGAAAAAGAAACGACAGCACCGGCGGAAGAACCGGGAGGACAAGAUGUUUGACGCACAUGAUCCACCGGCUGGGGGCCAAAGUCACUUCGAAACAGAAGAAGAGAAUGAAGAGGAAACUCAUGAGGGAACUGAAGAUGAAGGAGCAAAUGGACCGGUACAAAGGCAAAGAGGGCAAGGACGAAUAUACAGGGUGGCAUACUAUCAACAUACAAGGAGGUACACCACUGGAGAAGAAUUUCAUCCUUUCAAGCAUCGGGAGUGAUGUGGAGGUGGAGUUCCGUCCUCUGGGCUUCUUCAAAAUGGGAUCCACAAGUGGAUUUUAUCUUGAGAAGAAUGCUUCUGCUGCGAAUGCCAUUGUUGCGCUUGACAAGAGACUCCAAGGGCCAGAUGGAAGUCGGCUCAAGAUCAACCUGAAGAAGUGUGAAACCCCAGACCUCGUGUUGAACACAGACCAGUUACAGGUUUUGCGAGAUGUUCUUUCUCAGAGAUUCAACAAUGAAGCCUGCUUGUUAGAUCUUUCUAAUUUUCAUUAUGAGCAGAGAUUUUUAGACCAGGACAUCCUGGCUCCUCUGGCUAGUACCUCCAUCAUGAAGCAUGUUGUUCGUAUGAUCAGAGAAAAUGUGCCUCAGCUGAAAGCACUCAAUUUAAGCAAGAAUAACAUCAAAGCAAAACAUUUGAAAGGCCUGCAGGGCUUAAACAUAGGAAACUCGCAACUUGCAGCUCUCAACCUUGAGCACAAUGACAUCAGAGACAUAUCAGUACUUAAGCAGGUAAAAAUGUUCCCUUUGUCAGAACUUAACCUUCAGUUUAAUCCUCUGCUAAAGAGUUACAAAGACUGUCCAAUGAAAUAUAUUCGCCAUGUUAGAAAAGAGAUCCCCCAUUUGAAAAUUAUAGAUGGGGUGGAUAUUGAUAUGUAUUUACUAGAAAAUGGAAAGAGCCAGGCUAAUGGGCUGGAACAGUCUGUUUCUCAAGCCAGUGUGAAUGAAGUUGGCUCCAGUAGUAAUACUGUAUCUGAAGGUAUGGUCCGCACCUUUUUAGAGCAGUACUAUGCCCUCAUUGACACCCCACAGCGGAGCAAUCUUGUGGCUGCAUACACUCCUGAUGCUGUGCUGGAGGUUAAAUCUUCCAUCAGUGAAAUCAACAGUAGUGUGCUUGUUGGACAUGAUGAAAUUUCCAAAGCACUUGUAGGUUUCCCAGUGACACAGCAUCAGCACAACACUUUCUCUUUCAAUAUCCAGCCUUUGAGCCCUAAUGUAACACAGGCUGUUAUAACAGGGCAAGUUCUUUUAGCAGGAAGUAGCACUGCAGUUGCUUUUGCACGGAAAAUGAAUAUUGUACCUUUUAAUACAGGAUUUUGUUGUUCUCAGGACUUGUUUGAGUUGCGAGGGUUAUAGGAUUUAUUAUAUUUGUAAAGUUGGAUGGUAAAGUUUAAAAUCUUGCCCAUACAAAGUGAAGAAUCGAUAAAGCAUAACUUAUUAAUUGUAAAUUUAUGUACCUUUUAUGUGAAUAACGAUAUUAUGAAAUGUACUGAAACUUUGUAACAAAUUUCCAGGCAAAAAAAAAAUAGUUAAUGGAACAAAUGCCAUUUUCUACUCGGUACUAUAAUUGUCUCCCAAUAUUAUAAAAAGAAAGAGUUUGAAUGGAGUAUUAUUAUUCCAAACUCUACAGAAAUUCUAAGCAUAACUUCUGUGAAGUCAAAUGUUAUUUAAUUUUGUGAAAGCAUUCCAGUGUAUCGCAUUAAUAGGCGAGAAUGCUUCGACCAAGAAUACCAUCUUUACAUUUUUUGUCAUUCAAGUGAGGAUAAGCUGCUGUUAAAAAGAGUUGUAUGUACUCUACUAUCAUUUUGUAUCUCUUCAUACUUUUUUCUCUUGUUCAUCAUGAUGUUUGCAUGUGUUAGAGAGUAUAAAUGGUUCAAGUAUUUGUAAACAACAUUGAAAGGAUUGAUGUAUGUUUUAUGUUGUUGUAUGAAAGGGGUUAUUGUUGUAUAAAAGGAGGUAAUGUGACUGAUGAACAAACAGUAAACAAGUCUGUUUAGUUCAGAAAGUGACCACCAGUCCAUUUAAAAUCAGGCUAGGAAUUUGUACUAUUUUUUCACAAUAGAUGCUAUCACUAAAUAGCUAAUUGUAGAAUGGGCAGUAUGUUACUGCUUAUAUCAGCAACAAGAGUAUUUGGUGAUUAUAGAAGCAUAUUAAAGUUUUAAGUUGCA
This is a messenger RNA of Penaeus monodon (black tiger shrimp), 2254 nucleotides long. RefSeq names its product nuclear RNA export factor 1-like. The record is from RefSeq and is a predicted model, not a curated record. Gene Ontology annotation, biological process: poly(A)+ mRNA export from nucleus. NCBI's taxonomy places the organism in Eukaryota, Metazoa, Arthropoda, Malacostraca, Decapoda, Penaeidae. Gene Ontology annotation, cellular component: cytoplasm; nucleus. Gene Ontology annotation, molecular function: protein binding; RNA binding.